UUUCGACGGCCACGGCGACGGCAACGAGCAGCGGGUGCUAAAUGCCGCGGCGGGCGCGCGCCAUCCCGCUCGAUCCCGCGCGUCGUACGCACCUCUCGCUCGCGCCGGCGCGAACACGUGUUUAUUUGUAUGUUUUAUCCUUCAGCGGCUUUAAACCCAACCCACCCCGACCGCAAAGUGCGCUCCGCGCCCGCCGCGCCCGCGCCGUCGCCGCCUCUCGCUCGCCGCCGCUGCCGCGAAACUUUGUCCGAAGUCGACGGGCGCGGACGUACGCGCGUAUUAAUAGCGACCGGACACCGCACCGACUCGCGGCACGAGCCGCCCCCACGAGUCGUUCCACAACCACGCCGCACGUCGCACGCAUUUACACUCGCACCCCUCAAAACACGACUCUACGAAAACACGACACGAAACGUAAUUAAAAUAAAAUUCAAAAAAACUUCACAUAGAAAGCGAGAGCGACGCGCGUGACGGCGAUCGCGUAAAUACCGAGCGCAAAAAGUGCCGUCAGUGAAACUAGUGAAAAGUUUUUUCGCCGAGCGCGGGGGAGCCACCCCUCGGCGGCGGAAAAAAUCGGCGCCUCGCGCCCCUCGCGCGCCCCCGCCGAACUUUUCAUUCACCGAGGAAAAAAGUGUGGCAAGGCCGCCCGUGACGUCACCGCGUCAAGUGGGCACGCGUGCGUUCCCUAGCAACUAGUUGUCUCCGUAGUUUAUAGUAGUGAUGGUGUGUUGCGGUCAACGUGUGUGAUGACAGUGAGUGGACAGUGAGAUGUAGGAGAAGCCAGCUGACUCUAUGUGUAGCACGCAGAGACGGGUGGCGAGGAUGCACCUGACGGGUGCGAGCAGCGGCGCCGUAUCGCCGGACACCAGCUCGACGCUGCUGCACGAGACGUAUACGAAGAUGACGUCGGACAUUCUGGCGGAGCGAACAUUGGGGGACUUUCUGUCGGAGCACCCUGGGGAGUUGGUGAGGACGGGUAGUCCUCACUUCGUCUGCACGGUGUUACCUCCACACUGGAGAUCAAACAAGACCCUCCCUGUUGCCUUCAAGGUGGUGGCUCUUGGGGAUGUAGGCGACGGCACGCUGGUUACCGUGAGAGCAGGGAACGACGAGAACUGCUGUGCGGAGUUGAGGAACAGUUCGGCCGUGAUGAAGAACCAGGUGGCGAAGUUUAACGACCUGAGGUUCGUCGGCCGCAGCGGUCGCGGCAAAUCGUUCACGUUGACGAUAACGAUAUCGACGACGCCGCCGCAGGUCACCACUUACAACAAAGCCAUCAAGGUGACGGUGGACGGGCCCCGGGAACCGCGCUCCAAAACCAUGCUUUCGCUUCUAGGGCAGCAACAGCAGUUCCACUUCGCGUUCGGGCAGCGGCCCUUCCCCUUUCCGCCCGACCCGCUAGGCGGGUUCCGCAUGCCGCCGAUCACUACCUGCCAAAAUAUGAGCCAAUUCGGUCUCAGCUCAAGCAACUCCCACUGGGGCUACGGAAGCGCGAGCGCAUACCCUGCGUACCUUUCAUCCUGUGCGGCUCCUACUGCACCACAGUUCAACCCACCAGCGUUAGGGUUUGGUGGGAGCGUGCCUGACCAGACACCCUCGCAGGACUUUGGCACUAAUAACACAGUGCUUCCCGACACGACAGCUGUAGACCUGGACCAGCAGCUGUCUGGGCUCGUGGGGUCAUCGCCCUCGCACCAUCCCAGCCUCCUCCCCCGCUACAACAACAACACCGACUACAGCCUCUCCACCGGCCCGCGCUCACUCAGCGACAACAGCUCGCAACCAGAGAGCCCUGUCCAAGACGACCUACUAACAUCAAACACAACCACAAACGUCAAUCACUCCAACAGCUCAAACUUUCCAUCCUUAAUGGGCAGUCAGAACUCCUCUUACGGCAGCAGUAACUGUAACAACUCCUUAUAUCCUGUCUUACCAGCAAGUCUGCUAUAUAGCCAACUUUAUACAGCAGCGAACCAGACGCACAACUUCCAUCCUUUACACUCGAACUCGAUACAUUCGACGCAAAACCACCACAAUGAGCUACAGACGAUGAUGGAUCAAAUAUCUUCAACGACGAACAAUCAUAGACAGCACGGGAAUCACGGGCAAGAGUUAUUGCUUGGUGGAGGAAAUUCUUGUGCAGCCGCUGCGGCGAGAGGGGAGGAUGGCAGAGUAAAUAAUCUUGGACAGCGGGGAAACCCUCAACCAGACAGCAAUACUGUUUGGCGACCUUACUAAAGUCAAUUUGACGCUUCUUUCUUUGAAGCGACGUUUCAGUAAAGGACACGUUUCAGGUGCAGUGCUAUGUAGAUACGAGAAUUUCUUGGUUAAUAAGAAAUAUUUCAGCGAAUACCCCAGUUCAGAGCAAUAAUUCAAAUAUUUUCUAUUAAACAUAGCAAACGGGCAGUUUAUUUUCGAAAAGUCCACGUAAGUACUUUUAAAAGUACAGAAGAAAGAAGUUGUCAAUAAAAUUAUACAAUACGAUUGCAACGAAAUAGAAUGCGGAUGUUAAUUAUUACGAUAGAAUGUAAUUAAAUGUAAAAUAUAAAAACGUACGGGUAAAUUUAUUUAGCAAAAUUGUAUGUUCUUUGAAAUUCGCACCCGUCCUGAAAUUAUACGACUUUGAUUUAAUCGAUUCAAAAGUAGAGUCGUGAGUUUUUGAAUAUUAUUCAAAAAUGUAAUUUGUAAAUAAGAAUCUGUGAAUACUUUGUUGUAAAUGCGUAAUGUUAAGUGCAAUAGAUGUGCAAUUAUAACGUUGAGUAGAUGUAUACUGAUAGACUAAAGAGACGCUGUCUGUUGGGAAUGUGACGUAAGUCCAUAGUUGUAAAGUACCCUGCUACUUAUAAAGUUACGCGCCUCGGCACUCUUUGUCUAACUUUGUUACACCAGCUACUACACAAAACAUAGCUCUAAACCUAGUUCCAUAAAGUCAAAAACAAUAUAUUACGUCUACUAUAUAUGGAUACUAUGGAUAUAAUGUUUGAAUGGCACAAAACGCAGGUAGCCUAAACGCAGCUUAGGCUUUAUUGUUAUAAAAUAUGUACCCAGUAUAUAUAAACAUGAACGUAGGUAUUAAAUAUAUUAAACCGGGUCACUCACCUAUAUAAAGUCGAUGAUUGCUCGAUAUUGUUCGCUCCAUAGCGAGGAGCAUUUUCAUAGAUAAUGCCGAAAACGAGGGUAGUUUCUCGUCUCCCCUGUCGCAGACGGCUACAGCCCGCAGUCUGCGUCGGACCACCAACGAGUGCGCUCUAAGAAUAUGCUCCUGGUUAUUUACGUGAUACGCUGACGCUAUAUAUACGUGAGUGACCCGGUUUAAUUUAUUUAUUAUAUAAGUAUCUCGCGGAAGUAAUGUUAUUACAAUGAACGUACGUUUCUUUUAUCGUUCGUGGAACAGAAAGAUGGCCGAAGCACAUAAUUUUAUUCGUAGUUUUGUAGAUACCGUUUUAGUUUCGGUAGGAAUACCUAUGUUUUUCCUUCAGUGUCAUAUUGAUAUUGUUUCAAGUUAUCGCUUUUCGAUCUCGGCAUUUCUUACAAAAGCUGUGUUUAUUAAAUAGGCAGGUACAGUCAAGUGUAAAUAAAUGGGUUAAAAAUUAAACAUUGACAAAGAGCACAUACGAGUUUGUUACAUUUUUAGGAGACUUUAAAUGCUUUAGGGCUUGACUGUCCUCUUACAUAUAUUUUGUAUUUAAUUAUGAACAUAAACACAAAGUAUUAUAUUAUAAUUAUUGAUAAUUUACACUAAUAGUUAUUGUGCCAGCCUAGCCGGAACCAAAUGUAUGUUAAUUUAAUUUAGCUAAUCAUUGAUUAGAUUUUUAGUGCAAUAUAAAAUAAAAUUAUUUAGUUUAGAUACAU
Messenger RNA from Cydia pomonella (codling moth), 3852 nucleotides. RefSeq names its product runt-related transcription factor 3 (gene RunxA). NCBI's taxonomy places the organism in Eukaryota, Metazoa, Arthropoda, Insecta, Lepidoptera, Tortricidae. The record is from RefSeq and is a predicted model, not a curated record. Gene Ontology annotation, molecular function: DNA-binding transcription factor activity, RNA polymerase II-specific; ATP binding; RNA polymerase II cis-regulatory region sequence-specific DNA binding. Gene Ontology annotation, cellular component: nucleus. Gene Ontology annotation, biological process: regulation of DNA-templated transcription. The transcript is spliced from 5 exons. The coding region runs from base 793 to 2238 and encodes 481 amino acids.